CCUUCUGGUUGUGGAGGCAUGGCUUUCGCUUCCAACUCAGCUUUCUCUGGGUUUGGUGCCAAACCAGCACCUGCCACGAACAUUUUCGGCAGUACAACACAACAGCAACCGCAACAACCAGCAUUCGGUUCAUUUGGAGCCCCACAGCAAGGGCAAGCGGCUGCCCCUUCUCUAUUUGGGACACAGAACACGAGCCAGGGAACAGGCGGGGGGUUGUUUGGAGGACAGCAGUCAGGCACGGGCCUCUUCGGUCAAACUACUCAGCAAUCGAGCACCCCCAGUGGCGGAUUGUUUGGUCAGCCUACGCAACAAUCAAACGCCCCUAGCGGUGGGCUGUUCGGUCAAUCCACGCAACCGGCGAACGCCCCUAGUAGCGGACUAUUCGGUCAAAGCACAACUCAGCAGUCAAAUGCUCCUACAGGAGGUCUCUUCGGUCAAAGCACGGCUCAGCAGUCGGGUGCUCCCUCAGGCGGAUUAUUUGGUCAGAACAACCAGCAAUCGUCGACCAACGCCGGUGGCCUCUUUGGUCAGCAACAGCAGCAACAGCCUCAGCAGCAAAAUGCUUUCGGAUCUGGCUCAUUGUUUGGAUCAAAGCCUAAUACAACUCAGCCAUCUACUAGCCUCUUUGGUCAGCCGCAACAGCAGACGGGCGGGCUGUUCGGAAACACGAAUAGCCAAGCGAACCAGCCUGGGCAGGCCGCUUUCGGUGGAUUCAGUUCGACCAAUAACACUUCUGGAUUGAGCUUAUUUGGUCAGAAACCGCAAACUCAACAAACAUUGGGGGUCUCUGCUCUUGGUCAACCUCAGGCGUCGCAACAAGCCGGUGCACCACCAUUCCUCAAAAACACCAAAUUUAACGACCUGCCAGAUAACGUUAAGAAAAUCUUUGAGGGUGUCGAGUCGCAUAUACAGGGUCGCGUCCAAAUCAGUAAGGAGCUCAAAGAGCGUAAAGUGGGAGAUGAGGCGACGAAAGGCCAGGAGCUGAUGUGGAAUACCCACCAGGAGCUCCUUCAGGCGACUGCGACUUUGCAUCAAGAUACUCACUUCACUCGUGACCUGAAAGCUAAGGUUGAACAAGCCGUACAAGAUACCAUCGUCGCAACGCACAUCGUCGAUGCCUUCCGCUCCGUGAGCCAACCACAGAGCGCCGGGUACCUCAAGGUGCACGCUGGCUUCCCACUCGAGCUGUUUACGAGGGUCACAGAGCAAAUGCGAGAACGAUUAAGGUGGUACAAAGCCACGAUAGAGCAAAUUGAGCGCAAAAUCUCCGCAGCCGCGACGAAUGAGUCACAGUAUACGCCGCAAGCCAUAUCGACAACACUUCAAACUCAGCAUGCUACUUUCAUUGCACUCGCGAACAAAACGGCCAUCCUUGACGCCGAACUACAGCGAUUGAAGCAGGCAUAUACACAACUCUGGCGCGCGAGGACAGGCAGUAUGCGAGAUCCCUUCGCCGAUGGCUUCGGGCGGGAUGAUGUUGGGAUCGAUACGCUUGGAUCCGUGCCAGGCAGGUGAAAUUGCCGGGUUACGUUGCGGGUCAACAAAGACAUGCCAAGCACAGACCCAGUCGCGAAACGCGAAGUGGUCCGUCUGAUUGUUCAUAAUGGUGCUCGUUGACUCGCCUAAAUACAGUAUGUACUGCCCGCUUAGUUUUACUUCUCGCGCACAGCGAACUGCU
Messenger RNA from Punctularia strigosozonata HHB-11173 SS5, 1678 nucleotides. RefSeq lists its product as uncharacterized. The record is from RefSeq and is a predicted model, not a curated record. The transcript has 9 exons. Lineage: Eukaryota; Fungi; Basidiomycota; Agaricomycetes; Corticiales; Punctulariaceae. The coding region runs from base 19 to 1515 and encodes 498 amino acids. Gene Ontology annotation, cellular component: nuclear pore. Gene Ontology annotation, biological process: nucleocytoplasmic transport. Gene Ontology annotation, molecular function: structural constituent of nuclear pore.